AUGACUUCUUUUUUGUCUCUUCUCCCUGCCGUCUCCGCUCGUCCCAUUCCCAGUGCCUUCUCCCUCACCAGACCUGUCAUUCAAACUCCAUCCACCUUGCAUUUUAAAAAUCACCGGCUUGCCGUUACCUUUAGUUAUGCAGAAGCAGGUAUCAAUGCUGAUUCAACAUCUAACACCAUAGAUGUUGUGGCUGAUGUUAAAAGUGAACGGAUUGUAGUCUUAGGAGGGAAUGGCUUUGUUGGUUCUGCCAUAUGCAAGGCAGCAGUGUCUAGGGGCAUCGAAGUCAUAAGCCUAAGCAGGUCAGGGCGACCCACUUACUCCGAUGCUUGGGUAGAUCAAGUUACUUGGAUUGCAGGAGAUGUUUUUUAUGUAAACUGGGAUGAAGUACUUGUUGGAGCUACUACAGUGGUUUCAACACUUGGAGGUUUUGGUAGUGACGAACAGAUGAAAAGAAUUAAUGGGGAGGCUAAUGUUGUGGCUGUGAAUGCUGCAAAGGAAUACGGAAUUCCCAAAUUCAUCUUGAUCUCAGUUCAUGAUUAUAACUUACCGUCAUUUUUACUAUCAUCUGGUUACUUCACGGGAAAGAGGAAAGCAGAAUCUGAGGUUCUCUCUAAGUACCCUAGUUCAGGUAUUGUCUUAAGACCUGCGUUCAUAUAUGGGAAAAGGAGAGUGGAUGGUUUUGAGCUUCCUUUGGAUUUGGUAGGGGAGCCAGCAGAAAAAGUUCUACGAGCAAUAGAGAACUUCACUAAACCUUUAAGCUCCCUUCCUGCAUCUGAUCUACUCUUGGCACCACCUGUUAGUGUUGAGGACGUUGCAUUGGCAGUUAUCAAUGGUGUCACAGAUGAUGACUUCUUUGGCAUUUUUACAAUUGAUCAGAUCAAGGAAGCUGCCAAUAAAAUUCGUGUAUGA
Messenger RNA from Sphenostylis stenocarpa, 909 nucleotides. Lineage: Eukaryota; Viridiplantae; Streptophyta; Magnoliopsida; Fabales; Fabaceae. The record is from the annotation of a GenBank genome assembly.